CAAGGCGUUGCACUGUUUUCUUUUGGUUUUGAAAUUCUUUCUUUGAUAUUAUAAUUCCUUUCAUUGAACUGGGUUGAAGUGGAUAUUUAAUGCUGGCAUUUAUUUUUUGAUAUCAGGAAAAUGUCAGAUACUAUUAAAAACAUCUCAAUAACGUACGAUGCAAUUAAUGAGAACAACACUUUCUCGAGUGGCGAUUUCAUCUCAGGACGACUGAUUGUGGAAGUUGCAAAGGAAGCCAAGAUCGAUUCUCUCUUAAUUAAAGCCAAGGGGAAGGCAAGAGCGCUCUGGUCUGAACAGUAUGGCAAAGUCACAGUGGUUUACCACCAAAAAGAAAAAUUCUUUAAAUUGGAGCAGUACAUCAUUCAAGAGCAGAAGGGAAAAGGGCAAGACUAUGAAAUGCUGUUGACCCGAAGUGGAAAGACAUAUAGUAAUAUUGUCACACCUGGAAUCCAUGAGUACCCAUUCACUUUCCAGAUUCCCCAGGGAAAUAUGCCAUCAUCCUUUAAAGGUGUUUAUGGCAAAAUCGUCUACACACUGGAGGCAAAACUGAGCAGGUCAAUGCGAGUACCAAGCAAAACCAAGACCAAAUUCACUUUCCUUUCAACGGAAGUUAUGGACACUCCCGAGCUGAUGGCACCCCAGUUUGGCACAAAGGAAGAGAAGAUUUUCAUCUCUGGAAAGGUCUCCAUGAACAUUACCACAGAAAGGAUGGGCUACAUGCAAGGUGAAGGGUUAAAGGUCAUGGCAGAAAUCCAGAAUGGCUCCUCACGCACAAUUGUGCCCAAGUAUUGCUUGUACCAAAAGCAGAGCUUCUUUGCUCAAGGGAACAGAAGGGUUCAUACUAAGAAGAUCCUAAAGGAGGCAGGAGAGCCCAUCCCCUCCUCCACACAUCAGAGCAUAACCAAAGUGCUGAACAUCCCUACCACUGUGUCUCCCACAAUCCUGAACUGCACAGUGCUGCAUGUGGAGUACAGGCUGAAGGUCUAUCUGGACAUUUCCUUUGCUAAAGACCCAGAAAUAAAGUUACCCAUAAUUAUACUUCCUGCUGCCUAUCCAUUCGGUGAGGUGGUAAAGACAAUGCCACCACCUUAUCUGUAAGUCAAUGGCAUGAACCUGUGGGGCCAUUGACUUGGUGUUUUACCUUGGUGUAGAACACGUUUCCCUGAUUUUCAUUUUCCACUGCAUAUUGAUUCUUUAAUCAACGUACAGCAAAGAACCCAUGGGAUAUAAAGAGGAAACACUACUGUUCAUCCCUUAAAUCUCUGAUAAUAUGGUAAGACAAAUGGCAUCAUCAGCAUUUUCACUGAGUCAGCAGGGACUUUGAUAUUUUUUGAAAUAUCAGGGUUUUUUUAACUGAAAUGAAACAUUGAAAUUUUAACGUACAAGCAAUGAGUCAGAAUGUUAAAAUUACAAAGUUCUCAUGCACAUCGCCUGUGCAGUUGUGUUAUUAAGCUGUUUACUUUAUUUGCUUAGUCAAACUAAAGACCGUGCAACAGAUAUAAGCUAAUGUAAGCUCACAGCUUUUACCUUGCACUCCCUGCCAAUGUCAGAAUUACAGCCUCC
Messenger RNA from Megalops cyprinoides (Indo-Pacific tarpon), 1563 nucleotides. Its product is annotated as arrestin domain-containing protein 3-like. The record is from RefSeq and is a predicted model, not a curated record. Gene Ontology annotation, cellular component: cytoplasm; plasma membrane. Lineage: Eukaryota; Metazoa; Chordata; Actinopteri; Elopiformes; Megalopidae. The transcript is spliced from 7 exons. Bases 121 to 1098 code for a protein of 325 amino acids. Gene Ontology annotation, biological process: protein transport.